AUGUUGGAAUGCGUGCGUCGCGCAGCUACAGUGUUACGUGCGACGGAAACCGGACGAAAUUGUUUUAGGCGGCUCCUGCUUUUGCUGCCGAUUGUACUUCUAUGUGUCAGGAGUACCUUCUGUGGUGGAGUAUCUCUUGGUGCCCAUCUGGUUUGCGCAAGAGUGGCCGGAUUGACAGACAAACAGCGAGCUAUGUGUCGAUCUUCCCCUGCUGCCAUUGCAGCUGUUGGAGACGGACUAAGGAUGGCGUACGCAGAAUGUCGAAACCAGUUGGGAGGAUACAGAUGGAACUGUUCAGGGAUUGGUGACGGAAACGACUUUGGACAUGUCAUGCCUUUAGCAACUCGUGAAGCGGCGUUCACGUACGCAAUCACUUCAGCGGGCGUCACGCAUGCCCUCAGCACGGCCUGCGCAAGAGGCGACCUUCCGGCUUGCGGCUGCUCUUCGAAUAGGAGACGAGCGCCGAGUCCUUCCGAACAGUUUAAAUGGGGGGGCUGUGGCGAGUCGGCGUACGGCGCACGAUUCGCGAGAAGGUUUCUAGACUCACGAGAGAUAGAAGCCGAUGCCAGAAGCCUCAUGAACCUGCACAACAAUCGAGUUGGACGGAAGAUUGUUAAAGAUCUAGUGCGCAGAGAGUGCAAAUGUCACGGCGUGUCAGGCUCCUGCGCAGUGAGGACGUGCUGGCGUGCCCUACCGCCAUUCGCAGCCGUCGGCGCCGCAUUGAGAGAAAAAUAUCAUCGAGCGAGGAUGGUAAUACCACACCCACCGCCUGCCACUCACGCGCCUCAAACACAUUUGGUCAUACGGCGACCUCGACAAAACGCGGGCAAUGGCAGGCAACCCCGGAAGUCGGAACUUGUUUUCCUUGAACCAUCGCCGUCAUAUUGUGAAGCAGAUCCAUUGACGGGGUCACUAGGAACUCAUGGGAGACAUUGUAAUCGAACGUCUCGAGGUGAAAAUGGUUGUGAAACUCUUUGCUGCGGUCGUGGUUACAACACGAUUCAAACAGUCGAAGAAACAAAAUGUCACUGUAAAUUCCAUUGGUGUUGCCGCGUGUCCUGCGAAAAGUGUGUGACGCGCACAGAAAUACACGUGUGCAAGUGA
Molecule: messenger RNA, 1104 nt
Organism: Leptosia nina
Lineage: Eukaryota; Metazoa; Arthropoda; Insecta; Lepidoptera; Pieridae
Source: the annotation of a GenBank genome assembly